Chelmon rostratus (copperband butterflyfish) is the source of this 1479-nucleotide messenger RNA. RefSeq names its product calpain-2 catalytic subunit-like. Gene Ontology annotation, biological process: proteolysis. Gene Ontology annotation, molecular function: calcium-dependent cysteine-type endopeptidase activity. The record is from RefSeq and is a predicted model, not a curated record. The transcript is spliced from 12 exons. Bases 1 to 1479 code for a protein of 492 amino acids. NCBI's taxonomy places the organism in Eukaryota, Metazoa, Chordata, Actinopteri, Chaetodontiformes, Chaetodontidae. Gene Ontology annotation, cellular component: cytoplasm.
AUGGUUCACUCCCUCUAUGAGGACGGACGUGAAGGGAGCCCCUCUAACCCCGUGAAAUUUAAAGGCCAAGACUACGAGCAGCUCAAGGAAGCUCUCCUCAAUCAAGAGGGGAUGUUUGAGGAUGAGACUUUCCCAGCGAACCUCGACUCUCUGGGAGACAUUCAGGUUCUCACAGACGAGCAGCUCAGUGAAGUGGAGUGGCUUAGGCCGCGUGAACUUCAUCCGGAUGCAGCAUUUAUCAUAGACGGGGCUUCAAGGUUUGACUUUCAUCAGGGAAGAGUUGGAAACUGCUGGUUCCUCGCAUCUAUUGGAGCGUUGACUUUUCAUAAGUCAUUGAUGGCACACGUGGUGCCUCUGAAUCAGAGCUUCAAGGAUAACUACGCUGGGAUAUUUCACUUCAAGUUCUGGAGGUUUGGAAAGUGGGUGGAUGUUGUCAUCGAUGACUUGUUGCCAACACGCGAUAAGGUACCUGUGUCAGUUUCCUCCAGAUCUGAGAAAGAGUUCUGGGCCCCCCUGCUGGAGAAGGCAUAUGCCAAGGUUUGUGGGUCUUAUGGAGACAUGAUCGCUGGAACCCCACCUGAAGCCUUCAAGGACUUCAGUGGGGGCGUCCACACGAACUACAAGCUGUCCAAAAGCCCGCCCGAGCUGUGGGAUAUCAUGAGCAGAGCCUUAGAGUGCAGAUCUUUGAUGGGAUGUGGGUCCUUUUCAGAGGACAAAGGGAAAGACAUCUUUGAACGGUUCGGUCUGGUGCACAGUCAUGCCUUCGCUGUGACAGGAGUCAAGCUGGUGGAGAGUGAGGGGAACAGAGUGAAUCUGGUGAGGAUCUGGAACCCGUGGGGUGAGAAAGAGUGGAACGGAGACUGGAGUGACACGUCAGAACUGUGGGAUACUGUGAGUGAUGAGGACCGAGACCAGUGUCUGAAAGUGCGCGACGAUGGAGAAUUCUGGAUGAAGGUGGAGGACUUCUGCACCUAUUUUGAUGAAAUGGACAUCUGUUGUGACAGCCCCAACUUUGUGGAUGGCGAUGAAUGCCAGUGGAAUUGUUCACUUAAAGACGGCCGCUGGGAGGAAGGAAUAUCUGCUGGGGGCUGCAUGAGUGAUGCAGAGGAGUUUUGGACAAAUCCACAGUAUCGUCUCAAAGUGAAGGCGCUGGAGGAGUGGAGCGAAGGAGACAAGAACGUCUUACUGUCCCUGCUGCAGAAGCCUGAUGAAGAAUAUCGCAGCAAAGUUGAAUAUCACCACAUCGGGUUCUUGAUCUACAAGGUGCCAUCAGAGGCACCCAAAGGGCACCUCUCAUCUUCAGUGCUCCAAUAUGAGGAGCCUGUACUGAUGAGCGACUUUGAACCGGCAAGAGAACUGAUCGAGUUUCACAGUUUGGCGCCGGGGGAGUAUGUGAUCAUUCCCUGCACGUAUGACCCCAACAAAACGGCAAGCUUUGUCAUCACAAUCUACUCCAAGGCAGAGGCUGAGAUAGAGUGA